UUCAACAACGUCAGUGCCUCAGUUAGGGCAUAUUGACACACGUUGCAUAUUUCUUUAUGAAACUGCUUGCUAAAUAAAUAAACACAGAUCAAUUUGUGGAUAUAAGAAACAUCUUUCGCUUGUUUUUAUCAUUGUCAGUGAAACUUUAGAGUGAAGAUGAAGCAAUUAGCAGCAAGGACAAGAAGGAUUCUGCUAUCUCUAUUCUACUUGUUUUUCUUCAAGACCUGUAAUGCUGGCUACUAUAAUCUCGAUUCAAGACAAUGUUCAAAAGCGAUCGAGAAAAUAGGAGUUGUUCUUGAUUCGAAAGUUUCUGAUAAAAUACACAGAGGAAAGUUUGUAAGUUCAAGAUGUGAACUGCGUUUAAUUCAAGAUGAUAAAGCAGGCACAAAAGCUGCUUUCCUACUUCGUGCUAUUGACAUUGAAAAUAAACGUCGUUGGAUUGGGAAUUAUUUCUUUUAUCGUGAUGAGGAUUGCGUUCAUGCAAUAUACGGAUUAAAGAUGCAGGGAAAAUUAAAGAUGAAAAACAGCAAUCUUACGUUAAGUCUUCAUAGCUUAAGUAUCGCAGUCUACAAUUCCGGAUUUAAUAACGAGAUCCUUAAGAAAUACAACCGAUCAUGUCGUGGAGAUUUGACCAAAUCUGGCGACAAUAAACAUAUCACUUACUCAGUAGAUCCCAAAUAUUUAACCAACCAGGAUAACGAAUGCCUUAAAGCAUUGGGUAUAGACAUAUGGGAGUUCAAUUCUGGUGUUUCACUUGAGAGCCAUCAUCCUUCAAAAGGCGGCAAGUGGGAUGAGCUUGUUCAAAAGAAUGUAAACUUAGAGCGCGGAAAAAAGAACAGAAUAUGGUAUAGCAAUCAGUUGCCUUUGGUUCGCUUAAGUAAAAGGGCUUGCUUAACUUGCACUAAAGUUGGUGUAUCGCGUUUUAAGUUGCCCCCGAAAUUGUUACCAAAAAAUUCAACUAGCUUAGAUGGAACAUGGGCAACUUCACGUUGUGAUAAGAUCAACACUAAUUAUUGGAACACAAGAGUAAACACGUUCAAAGGUAAUAAAUUUACAUGGAUAUUUUACCAUAUGGACGCAAAAAUGACGAAAACUCAAAACAGAUGUAGCAAACCAUUGUUGGAAUACAGGAUUCUUGGACACUUGCAAAAGGUCGGUAGAUCACCCGAAGUCCCGGGGGGUGUUAUAUACAAGUUGUUUGUCACUCAUGCAUAUAUGACUCCGCGUGGUAAAAUAUAUGAAUCAAUUUUAAAUAAAAUAAAGCAUGGAUGUGGUAAGAAGGAAUGGCACGUUGGAGAAACACAAGACAUUAUGUCGACUCAUGGCUGUAGGCCUAUAGGCUAUAUUCUUCCUGCUAAAGGUGAAAGUAUGCUGACUUUAAUACGGACCGUUAAUAAUGAUGGUCGAAAAGAAAUGUAUAUGGGGAAUGCUGCAUCUUCAAAAACAGGACCAUUGAAAUAUGAAGUUUUUUUAGAGUCAUGUGAAACUUUUCCUGUUGAAAUGCCAACACUAUUUAAGCCAAGCAUGACAACAACUCAACAAUCCAAUGUGGAUGACGAUGGACAAAAUGACGAACGAACUGGAACAAAGAUAGUAAUACAGCAAGUUGUUCACAGCAAGAAACCAACUUCUAGCGGAGAAAGACAUUUUAGUUCAGCACUUCGAUAUAUCUGGUUAUAUUUGUUAAUAACAUUUCUAAAACUCAACUUACCUUAAUCGUACCAUAAAAAUAUAGCACCGUACAUUCAAAAACUGUUGUAAAUUAGGUUAUGUAUAUUAUUGAUAAACGAACCUCAUUGCUUAACAUGAAUAACUUUAGCAAAUUAGUUGAUUUUUCCUAAAAAACAGGAGUCAAGAUCGAGUGUUUAUUAAUCUAUGACAAUUCUAUUUAGUUUUUGACGUAGUUUGAUAUAAUGUAAUGUUAUUAAGGUUCAUCUUAUCUCUAUAAUAAAGAUGUUCGUUGAAUUCAUAGAA
This is a messenger RNA of Xenia sp. Carnegie-2017, 1974 nucleotides long. RefSeq lists its product as uncharacterized. Bases 157 to 1716 code for a protein of 519 amino acids. Gene Ontology annotation, biological process: negative regulation of Wnt signaling pathway. Gene Ontology annotation, molecular function: Wnt-protein binding. NCBI's taxonomy places the organism in Eukaryota, Metazoa, Cnidaria, Anthozoa, Malacalcyonacea, Xeniidae. The record is from RefSeq and is a predicted model, not a curated record. The transcript is spliced from 3 exons. Gene Ontology annotation, cellular component: plasma membrane.